Messenger RNA from Plodia interpunctella (Indianmeal moth), 1633 nucleotides. RefSeq names its product FMRFamide-related peptides-like (gene Fa). The transcript has 3 exons. NCBI's taxonomy places the organism in Eukaryota, Metazoa, Arthropoda, Insecta, Lepidoptera, Pyralidae. The record is from RefSeq and is a predicted model, not a curated record. The coding region runs from base 93 to 644 and encodes 183 amino acids.
AAAACCGUGCCGCUGACGCUACGGCGUAGACGUGCUACGAAAGUGCUACGGAACUUUGCGAGUUGACUUGAAGACGUGACUCUGCUACCAUCAUGAGGUGUUCUCGUAGCGUGGUGCUAAUUGCGCUGUGGCUGGUGGUGGGUACAGCUUCGAUUCCCGUCAGGCGCUCACCAGACUUGGAGGCGCGGCGCAGGAGUGCUAUUGAUCGCAGUAUGAUUAGAUUUGGAAGAUCGUAUCCGCCAGAAGUGUCGGCAGCAGAUAUAAGAGAAGCCCUCCAACCGCCGGUCCGUCGAGGAAACAGCUUCCUCCGCUUCGGAAGGUCACAACAACCUUCUUUGACUGCUGAUGAGCUGGUCUCCCUUCUUAGAACCUAUGAAGAAGACUACGAUACAUCAAAACGAUCACCAAGCUUCCUCAGACUGGGUAGAAACCCCAGUUUUGUAAGACUCGGCCGUUCUAAUGAUAAGGGCAAUUAUGAGCAAUCUGCUGAGCUGUUGGUAAGCGGUUACCCUCAGAGGAACAGCAGAGCUAGAGACCACUUCAUCAGACUCGGCAGGGACAGUGAAGAAGUUGAGAAGGUCGAAACAGAAGAAGAGGAAGAGAGAAGGAAAAGGUCGGUGGAAUGCAAUGGAUGUGAGGCGUAAAAUGUGAUUUUUUCAUAGCUGUGUUGAGGUCUCCGGUUAUAAUGGAAGUUUUUGUAAUACGGCUUCGUUCUCGAUGUAACAAAAAGCGAAAUUCAAAAUGUUGAGUGAUUUAAAUGUGUAAAUUUAGAACUUACUAUUAUUAUUUUUGUGUUUUUUUUAAGUAUUACAAAAUACAGGCUGAUUUUUAAAAGACCAGUUUAAAAUUCCAUACGCAUUCCAGCGGCGUUCCUUCGGAAUAUAAAGACCAGGUAACAAAUUAUUUAAGAAAAAUAUUACAAAGCGCACUAAAUUAAGUUACGCCCUCUUUAUGAGGUUUUUAAUUGUUUCCGCACACAAAUAUGGCUUGUUGUAUAAAUAAGAGGUUAUUUUAUAGAAAAACAUACAUUUUUGAUGAAUUUCACACAUAAUAAACGACCUUUUUUUUUGUAAAAUCUUAUGAAAUUGUCCCGGAAUUAUUUUUAUAAUUUAUUUUUAUGCAUACCUACCAUAUUGUACUUUAAAUGUUUUUCUUUUUGAUUUUUAAUCCGUUUCUCUGAAAUGGAAUACACAAAUGUUACAUUACAUCGGCUAUGUAUCUAUAUAUUUUUAAUGAGGCUAAGUACGUGGUGCGGCAAUGUAAUGAAUUUUUAAAUAAUACGUACGUAAUGAUAUAUUAUAUAGUUACUAGUGAUAUAUUCUAGUGAAAUGUUUUUAAAUUAGAUUAAAAAAUUAAUUACAGUUAUAUAUUCGAUGAACACAAUUGAUUCUAAGCAAAAAGCGCUUAAUUAAAAAAUAUAUAUAAAAGGUUAUUUUAAAGUUACAUUUUUUGUGAUUUUAUUGAAGUACUUCAUUAAUAUUUUAUUCAACGAAAUAAUAUUUUUUUCUCAACCAUGUCACCACACCAUUAAAUAUUAUUAAACUAUUGCAAAAGAUUUAUUUGUAUAAUUUUUGAAAUAAAAUAUGAUUAUUUCUGGAAAUUGUUGUUGAAUUUUAUCUAGUUUGUGUAUUUU